Molecule: messenger RNA, 2625 nt
Organism: Thermochaetoides thermophila DSM 1495
Lineage: Eukaryota; Fungi; Ascomycota; Sordariomycetes; Sordariales; Chaetomiaceae
Exons: 4
Coding region: 1-2625 (874 amino acids)
Molecular function (GO): protein binding
Source: RefSeq, a predicted model, not a curated record
AUGGUCCCCCUGGCUGCAAUUGCGCUAGUCGCCGGCCUGACGGCCCAGCCUGUGGUCGCCGACGUCAUUCGCCAGAUCAACUGGGAACCGGGUCAGGUCAAUACCCGGAUAUGCGAGUGGGGAGGUCUUAGAGCUACGGUCCUCCGGGAUGCCGUUUAUCUCGAUGGCGGCGAUCUAUACUGGGAGCCGGGCUUCGCUGAUGGAAGCGUCAAGCCGCCCAAGAUAGAUUACAACGCGGGCAUCAUCUGGACGCUCAACUUCAGCAAGCCCUUCAACACCUCGGAAAACAUUACCGCCAUCCUCGAGGAACUGCGCAAAACCCCUACCGGCGGCGGUAAUCUUCAACCGGACUACUACGAUGGCGCACUCCUCGGCAACAACGAGGAGUUCUUCCUCUUUGGCGGCAUGACCCGGCGCACCGGCGCCUUCGCCGAUCCGCCCGGCGACCGCGUCCUGACCUACCGGCGCUUCCAGUAUAGCGGGUUCAAGGACAACUUCGCGCCCUUUAUCGACACCAUGCUCCGGCCCAACACCACGCGAUACAUCACCUACGGCGGGGCAGCCAGCGCGCCGUCGGAGAACUUGGCAUGGUAUUUCUCCGGCCUGCGGGCCCCUGGCGGCGGGCCAAUUCACACCCCGUCGGGCGCAAGCGACGAGACGCACGCCGUCGAGGUCUCCAAUUCGCUGAUCGUCGUUGACCUGUCCGAUCAACAGCAAGAGACCUUCACCAACUACACUCUGCCGCCCGACAUUCCCGGUCGAGCCAACCCCGAGCUAGUCUGGGUGCCCGUCGGCCAGCGCGGUAUCCUCGUCGCCCUGGGUGGCGUCAUCUACCCCGAUUUCGUCGACGUCGUAGACGGCAAAUCGGCCAACGAAACAGCGAGCAAGGAGAUUAGCCCGACCUUCAUGACCACCAUCGACAUCUACGACGUCGCCAGCGGGAAAUGGUACCGCCAAGGCACGAGCGGAGGAGGUCCGGGACAGCUGACGCGCGGAUGUGCCGUCGUUGCUCGCGCGCAGGACGCGUCGAGCUUCAAUAUCUACUGGUAUGGCGGGUACGAUGGGCUGAAUCGCAAGCAGCCGCUUAAUGAUGACGUUUGGGUGCUGAGCUUGCCGUCGUUUACUUGGACCAAGCUGGUGAGCAGCAAAAGGGAGGGCCGCGCCGGACACAAGUGUGUCAUGCCCUAUCCGGAUCAGAUGUUUGUUAUCGGCGGGUACCUGGGCCGGUUCGGGAAUCGCGUGGAGUGUCUUCCAGAGACUAUCCGCGUGUUUAAUCUCUCCUCGGGCGAGUGGAUGACCCGCUAUGAUCCCGCUGUCUGGUCAAAUUACACCGUGCCCACAGCCGUACGCGAGAAGAUCGGCGGGACCGGAACCGGCGGCGCAACGCUGACCACGCCGAGUCCGUCGGGCUGGGCGGACAAGGAGCUGGCCAAGAUCUUUGACACGCCAUAUCCGACUAGCAAGAUCACGACCUACUAUCCAUACGAGUCGCUUGCGCCGACGGAUAACACCAACCCGACGAUCCCGGUGCCCACAGACUCCACCAGUCACGACCGUGACGGCGGCGUACCGUCAUAUCUCCCUCCGGUCCUGGGCUCCGUGCUGGGCUUGGUCUUCCUGACUAUGGUCGCGGUGCUGAUCUUACUGUGGCGGAGAAGAAAGCUGUUGCGUGGUGCUGUUAGCGAGGCCGGGACGGAGGAGGCUAGUCGGCGCCGGAUCAGACAAUGGCUACGCGGUCAGCCGACCGUCGUCAAGACGCCGACGGUCACCAGCUCGGAUUAUCUCCCACAAAGUGUCCUGGAUGCGGAGAGUAAUGUGUCUUCGCUGCCGACCCUGCCCCCGCAAAUGACCAUCGCCGAGAUGAUGGAUACGGAGAUCAAGCCACUUGUUGAAUUGCCCGCCGAUCCCCCUGCCAGAGCAGAACUCCAAGGGCCCGCAACCAAGACCCCUUCCUCAAACAUCUACGGCUAUUACGGCCCGUGCCGCACCGACUUCGCCCUGACCCCUCCCUCGGGCUUGAGUACCGCAUCUCCGACCAUCUCAACGCCUUCUCCAGCCCCCGGUACCGGCACAACCCCCAGCAGCGGUGCCACCGGCCCCUGCCCUGCCCCUACUAGUACGGGAACUUCCUCUCAAACCUCCCCCGAAUCCCCAGUCGUCUACCACUCCAACACAGCCAUCGUACCCCCAGGCGUAACAGCAACCUCUUCCCCCACAUCUCCUGCUGCAGAAAAAGACGACAUCUCCCGCCUGCGCAACUCCCCCCAAGACCAGCCACCCUACGACCGCAUUGUCUCCCAGAUCUCGAACCUCUCUGAGCGCGAUCGCGCCCAUCUCAGACAACUGAGCGACACGACCGUGAGCUCGGUCACCACGGCUGUUGGGUCUCCUGAUCCCAAUACUAACACCGGGACGGGGAGGGUACCCGGCGGGGUGUCGGGCCUGACGGAGGGGGAUGUGAUUCCUACUCCUGGGCAGGGACCUUCUUCAGGGUUGGGAGGGAGAGAAAGCCCCAUGUUGAGGUUGAGGGUUGUGCCUAGUGUGGGGGGUGGGGUGCCGGGGAGUCCGGCACGGAGGAGUAUGUUUACAGAGAGGGCAGAGGAUAUGGUGGAUGAGAGGAAGUAA